AUGGGGGAAACACCAGGAUAUUCAGUCAUGCAUAGGUACAUUUCUCAAAUGUGGAACUCUAUAACUAUGCCAGAUCUGUUUUUGCAUGGGGAGGGGUAUUAUGUGGUUCGAUUUCAUAAUACAAAAGAUAUGAAUGAAAUUCUAUUUUCUGGGCCGUACUCUAUUAGAAAUCGACCAAUUAUCUUGAAACCAUGGACUCCUGCAUUUGAUUUCAGUCAAGAGUUUAUGACAGAGAUUCCAUUGUGGGUGAAAUUUCCCAAAUUACCUAUGAGUUGUUGGGGUUGUGGAUCACUGGGUAGAAUAGCAAGUGCAUUGGGGAAGCCAUUAUUUGCUGAUGAGUGUACGACUAAACAAACAAGGAUCUCCUAUGCUAGAAUGUUAAUUGAAGUUAAUGUAUCAAAGCCACUCCCUGACACAAUUGUGGUUAUGGAGCCAAAUGGAAAGAAAUUUCAGCAGGAGGUGGUAUUUGAAUGGAAACCUCAAUUCUGCACUCAAUGUCUAACUAUAAGUCACAUUUGCAAUAAGCAACCUGAGCAGCAAGGAAGACCAAUACAGAAUAGAAGAAGAGGAGAGCAGAAGAAAGUGGUCCAGGAAUGGAAGCCCAAAGAUGUUUCAUCUACGAGCCAACUGGCAGAUACAAAGCAACUAGUCCAUGUUGAAGUCACUCAACCUAAAGCUAAUGAAGGUAUGAAAAUGCUGCAACAACAGGACAAUGGAGCACACAGCAAAGUAACAACACCAGUUGAAGUGUCAAAGAAUACCUCUAAAGGUAAGGAGCAGGUUCCUAGCCCAGAGCUGAAUUUGAUCAAUUCCCACAAUUGA
Molecule: messenger RNA, 822 nt
Organism: Nicotiana tabacum (common tobacco)
Lineage: Eukaryota; Viridiplantae; Streptophyta; Magnoliopsida; Solanales; Solanaceae
Source: RefSeq, a predicted model, not a curated record